UGGGCUGGGGGCUUGGUUUUUCCACGUAUUGCUCUUGGGGUCAUCGUGCGUACUGUAUAUAAGAGGGUUAUGAGGGCAUGGGAUACGGGCUGGAGUAGAAUUCAAGUUCACUUUAACGCAAACAAAAGCAAUAGAAACGAGUCCGUACUCAAGAACCGCCAAGAUGAAGACUGCAGCUCUCGCACCGCUCUUUUUCCUCCCCUCUACCCUCGCCGCGACGAUCUAUCUCGCCGGUGACUCGACCAUGGCGAAGAAUGGUGGUGGAUCUGGCACGAACGGCUGGGGUCAGUACGUCUCGAGCUACGUCUCAGCCAGCGUGGUCAACGACGCUGUGGCGGGCCGCAGCGCGCGCUCGUAUACGCGCGAGGGCCGGUUCGAGAACAUCGCCGAGGUGGUGAAAAAGGGCGACUACGUGAUUAUCGAGUUCGGCCACAACGACGGUGGCUCACUGUCGACGACCGACAACGGCCGCACCGACUGCGGCGGCACCGGCAGUGAGGUCUGCUACAGCGUCUACAACGGCGUCAACGAGACCAUCCUGACCUUCCCUGCCUACCUCGAGAACGCCGCCAAGCUGUUCACCGCUAAGGGCGCCAACGUCCUCAUCAGCAGCCAGACCCCCAACAACCCCUGGGAGAGCGGCUCCUUCAACUACUCCCCCUCGCGCUUUGUCGGAUACGCCGAGCUGGCGGCCGAGGCUGCCGGGGUGGGGUACGUCGACCAUGGCGCCUAUGUCGCCGCUAUCUAUGAGUCCUUGGGCAAAGACACGGUUGACUCUUACUUCCCCAAUGAUCACACCCACACCAGUCCCGAGGGAGCCCAGGUCGUCACUGAGGCCUUCUUCAAGGCUGUCGUCUGCACUGGCGCCUCGCUGAAGAAUGUCUUGACGACGACGAGUUUCGAGGGGUCGUGUCUAUAGUGAAGAGUUUGGGGAAAGGGAUGGGAGACGGAAGUCAUGUUAUGUAUAGUGUAGUUGCAUUGCAAAUG
Molecule: messenger RNA, 987 nt
Organism: Aspergillus homomorphus CBS 101889
Lineage: Eukaryota; Fungi; Ascomycota; Eurotiomycetes; Eurotiales; Aspergillaceae
Product: rhamnogalacturonan acetylesterase RgaE
Exons: 2
Coding region: 164-919 (251 amino acids)
Molecular function (GO): hydrolase activity, acting on ester bonds
Source: RefSeq, a predicted model, not a curated record